This is a messenger RNA of Symsagittifera roscoffensis, 1771 nucleotides long. RefSeq lists its product as uncharacterized. Lineage: Eukaryota; Metazoa; Xenacoelomorpha; Acoela; Convolutidae. The transcript is spliced from 5 exons. The record is from RefSeq and is a predicted model, not a curated record. Bases 144 to 1370 code for a protein of 408 amino acids.
CUUCCAAUUUGUACACUAUACUGUUUUGAUACAGCUGCUAAUUUUUACAGUGUUGUUUUGUAACUAAUUUAGGUUAAGUUCAUUACGUUACUAAUAUGCUGCUGAUUUAGUUACCAAAAGAGAGCCAUUGUUUUCAGAGUAAGAUGAAGGCGGCUAAUUAUGGGUUGGCUGAUGUUUCUUCUCUUUUAAUGCCCUUAUUUAGUUUUCUAGAAGUUCCCGUUCACUCAGAACCAGGGAAGCUAUCGUCGUCGCAGUAUCUUUGGCUGAAUUUUGGCGUCUGUACAUCAGCUGGUUUUCUGUAUUGCAGGCGUGAUAUCAAAGUAGCGCGUGGCAAUGACAGUGCAAAAAUGGCAAUUCUUGCUGCCUUAUGCUCUUUUGAGAGAUGGAGUUCUGUCACAUAUGCUUACAUCAUGCCUUCGGAUGACUGGAGUUCUGCAGUCUCGUUGCGAUUAUUGGCGUGUUGUCUUCUUGCUUGUGUAUGCCUGAAAGAUCACAGUGGAAUAAGAGAGGUUUCAUUAUUGUUCAGCCUGAUAGUUGGAAUGUUCACCCUUUACAUGCCUCCGAUGAUUUCGAGAAAUGGCUCAAUGGAGUCCUAUGAUUACUGGAAAUUCCGUCAUUACGAGUGGACAUUUUUAAUUGUUCUCUUAAUAUGCGGUGGAACAUGGCCGAUUUAUUUGAGUUGGCUAACUGAAAGGAGACAAAUUCCUCUUCACUUUAUGGGCGAAGUUUUGAUUCGUAUCGGAUUAUAUGGAGGCUUACUUGUGCUAUUAUGUCAUCCGAAAGAAAUCAUCCAACUUGUCAAUCAACCGUUAUUCUCAAUUGUCAUCGCAAUAAUAUCAUCAUCCUUUUAUGUUCUCCAAAUUAUUUGUGCAUUAAUUGCAUACAGUGAUAUAUCAGCUUUUAGAACUAUGGCUUUUAGCUACUGUUCCUGGGGUUUACUAGGGUUCAUCAGCAAGCUGAUUUCAACCGGAGUUUACUGGCAUAUAUUUCUGGGGUCAUUUUUAAGUGUUUAUUCAUCCGUGGCUUUAAGAAUGCUCUAUAAACGCAGUGGAAAAAGUGUCCAGCUCACGUCAGUUGAUCGAAACAGUUUAGACGAAGAACCGAAUUCUAAUUUAAUAGAAUUAGAGUUCUUGUCUAAUCCGAAAAUGAAUUCGUCAUUUCAGGAUGGGACUGAAAAUGAAGGAAGUUUUUCAAAAGAAAUUAGGACAUGUUUGGAUCGGUCAGGGUUGGUGAGCGAGCUUCGAAAUUUCAAAUCGAGGUACAAUUUCAGAGACGAAAUGCUGAACAUGGUACUUAAAAACGUUAUGGGCAGUGACUCAACGAAAUUGAAAUUGGCAAGAACAGAAAGUUUGCGAUUAGAAAGUAUUUAAAUAUCUUUUUCAUAGCUAUUGGGAUAUUUUUAACUACCCCCUGCGAUUGCAAUUGGGGUUAACAUGAGAAGAGAAUCCGUAUAAGCUCAACCAACCGUUGGUUUAGUUAUAUUAUGGGCUGGUCCUUCGUUACUAGGUACCAUAAGGGGAUAGUUAAGGAGAUCCCUGCUGUUGUAUAUCGGAAUUUAUUUGUGUAAAAGUUAAAGCUGCAAAAAUAGAGAAAUUCGAAGCUAAAGAGCGCAACUUUCUGCAUGUUUGUAGUCAAAAUUAACUUACUGCAGUUUCGAAUUCUGUAUUCAAUAAAAUUAAUUUAUUUAUUCGAUUAUUUGUAAAAAUGUUAAUUCUGUUUAUCCUGUACAUUUUUCUGUUUAUUUUUUGUUUCAAGUAAUUUUUCAGCUUCU